Messenger RNA from Coffea eugenioides, 2931 nucleotides. Its product is annotated as probable serine/threonine-protein kinase DDB_G0280111. Lineage: Eukaryota; Viridiplantae; Streptophyta; Magnoliopsida; Gentianales; Rubiaceae. Gene Ontology annotation, molecular function: protein serine/threonine kinase activity; ATP binding. The transcript is spliced from 8 exons. Gene Ontology annotation, biological process: protein phosphorylation. Gene Ontology annotation, cellular component: cytoplasm. The record is from RefSeq and is a predicted model, not a curated record. Bases 317 to 2404 code for a protein of 695 amino acids.
UCUCUCCUUUUUGCUGCUCCCCCUGCCCAUCCCAUCCCAAUCCAAGCCAGCCCCAGUUCUUUUUUUCUUGCUAACAGUUUUCAAUCAAAAGAAACAAAAUUUCAAUACCACUUUGGGUUCAUUUUUGCUACCCCUUUUGCAGAUCUAUCAUCCCCAAUCCAAGCAGAAGUCCUAGUACCAUCUAUAUUUUGUCUUUUCCUUAAUUCUUCCAAUCACAAAAUCUCAGAUCAAAGCUGCGGAACCUUAACCCCAUUUGCUCCUGUGGUGUCCUUGGUUAUUGUUCCUACAGAAGUUCAAUUGAAUCUACACAUCAAUUAUGUGGAGAUUCAAGCCCUUCAUGCCCAAGGAACAGGCUGGGCUUGAAGGUCGCACUAUUGACAUAGGUAACCUCAAAAUUCAAGUUCGCAACGCCAUCGCAGAGGGUGGGUUUUCUUGUGUUUACUUAGCACGAGAUGCUAUACAUGGUACAAAGCAGUAUGCUCUAAAGCACAUUAUAUGCAAUGAUGAAGAAUCUCUUGAACUAGUGAUGAGAGAAAUUUCUGUCAUGAAAUUGCUCAAGGGACAUCCUAACGUCGUUCCACUUUGUGCGCAUACCAUCUUUGAUAUGGGCCGCACAAAGGAAGCUCUUCUUGUCAUGGAUUAUUGUGAGAAGUCUCUGGUGACCAUGCUGGAUAAUAGGGGAGCAGGUUUCUUGGAGGAGAAACAGAUUUUUACGAUUUUCAGAGAUGUGUGCAAUGCUGUCUUUGCAAUGCACUGCCAGUCUCCACCUAUUGCUCACAGAGACUUGAAGGCUGAGAAUCUUUUGCUGGGACCUGAUGGAUUAUGGAAGUUGUGUGAUUUUGGUAGUACGUCUACUAAUCACAAGCGCUUUGAGAAGCCAGAGGAAAUGGGAAUUGAGGAAGACAAUAUAAGGAAACAUACAACACCUGCCUAUAGGGCCCCUGAGAUGUGGGAUUUAUUUCGGAGAGAUAUUAUCAGUGAGAAGGUUGAUAUAUGGGCUCUUGGGUGUCUAUUAUACCGCAUAUGCUAUUUGAAGUCAGCUUUUGAUGGGGAAUCCAAGCUACAAGUCUUAAAUGGAAAUUAUCGCAUCCCAGAAUUACCAAAAUACUGCACUUCUUUGACAGACCUUAUCAGAGAUAUGCUUCAAUCAUCACCAGAUUCCAGACCAGAUAUAACACAGGUCUGGUUUCGUGUCAAUAGCUUGUUACCUGAAGGUUUGCAAAAGUCAUUGCCUGACAGACCUCCAGAAAUGGAUCAGCGGGCUACCGAGGGUCAUGAAGGAAUUCCAAAACCUACUGCCAAGACCCAUCCUAUGCCACGUAGAAAUCCACCACCUCCUCCCUCAGCAGCUGAACCUGCUAGGAAUUCGCAAACAACACACAAUUCCAGGCCAGCUGGAAGUGCGGGUCCUUUAGGAGCCUUCUGGUCCUCUCAACACGCAAAGGAUUCAUACCUUUCUGAGGACAAUACCAGACCUAAAUUUGAUGAAGAGUUAACUAGCCAUUUUUCAUCAAGAAAUGAUAUUAAUCGGUUGGAACAAAUUCCAGUUUCCAAACGAGCUAGUACUCCUGAAAACAUCAAUAUCUCAAACUAUCCUGUCCAAAAGAAUGUGCCUGAAAAAGUAGCAAGCAGGUCAGGGGAUGGUUCUUCAAACGACUUUGAGAUCAAUCUGUUCAACGAUAAUUUGGGCCGUAGUACCGAAGGGGUAAAAGCACCAAAGUCAGAGAGUACAGCUGGCUUUCCAGCAUUCACUGCUUUUGUAGCUGAAUUUGGUGAUAAGUUGACCCCUCAAAGUAACAGUAGGAACUUAGCGAAGGAAGAGUUGUUACAAGCUGAAAUAGAAAAGCUAAAGGAGCAGGUGACGCAAAUAAAUGUGGAAAAGGCGGAAAUAACCUCCAAAUAUGAAAAGCUAUCAGCAAUAUGCCGAUCACAGCGACAGGAGAUACAUGAGCUUAAACAAGCUCUUGCCGCAAGAACUCCUUCACCGAAAAGAGAAUCCUUCAAAACUCAAGCGUCUUUUGCAAGUCAUCCAUCUACUGCACCGAAAGAAAAGAUUGAAGGAACGGUCUGGGAACUACAACAAGGAUUACUUGACCAGAGUUCUACAAGCCCUGAUCCUAGGGCUUGGCAGGCUUUUGCUGAUGAUCCUCCACCACUGACAUCUGUAAACAGCAAUUCCAGAUCUGUUAGAACAAGAAAUGGGCGCCAAACCAAUCAUGUUUCUGAAGUUAACUCAGGUGCCAAUACAUGGGGAUUUGGAACAGAUAAUUUCAAGGCAGCUCCUGCUGCCAGCUCUCAUAUAAAUGCACACACUGUUGAAGCAACUAAUUCUCAGCGUUUCAGUGAAAGAAAGGAUAUAGAAAGCAGUCAAACUUCCCAGCCUGCAGGAUGGGCUGGUUUUUAGUCUAGAUAUUUGCAACAUGUUUGUCAAAUGUUGGGAGAAUGAAGAUACAAAGUUAAAAAGAGUCCAAAAUAGAAGAAAUGUCGUUACCUGCAGUUGUUUGUGACAUUGAAAUGGCUUGUCAUGCAGAUUUUGCUUGUGGAUUCAACUAUCUGAUAUCCCAUGUCCUUCCAAAGGAUGAGGAGAUUGUAGAGUGUAAACCUUAUACUUUUUGCGGAAACAAAUAACCAUAGAUUCUUCACUUGGAAGCUGCUGCUUCUUUUAGAACAUGAUGGUGAACCACCAUGAUGCAAGAGCUGGCAACUUGUAGACUUCUGUAACUCUCCGAGUGCGAGAAGCUUGUUUGUAUUUUUACUUCAACUCCCAUGAUAAUAUCUGAAAACCAAGCGCUAUAGCCAGUUUCUUGCCAGUCAGCUUCCCACAGAUGCUAGACUAAUGACAAGACUCAGGCAAUCCACCGUUGUAAUCAAUCUUUCAGCCAGCUUCUACAGGAGCAAGUAUACUACCACUUGUGUUGGCAUGACAGUUCA